Molecule: messenger RNA, 987 nt
Organism: Nannizzia gypsea CBS 118893
Lineage: Eukaryota; Fungi; Ascomycota; Eurotiomycetes; Onygenales; Arthrodermataceae
Exons: 2
Coding region: 1-987 (328 amino acids)
Molecular function (GO): oxidoreductase activity
Source: RefSeq, a predicted model, not a curated record
AUGGAUGAAUCAGGGUUACCAGCAGACGUUUUGAUAAUCGGCGGAGGGCCUGCGGGCUCGAAUGCAGCAUGGGAGCUAGGCAAAGCUCACCAUCGAGUGACCCUGUUUGUUGGUGACGAGCCUGUACCCAGUCCUGCUGGCGAGACGAAAGAUCCCUCGGUGCCUGCUCUACUGAAGAACCGCGAGCUAGUCCACCUUUUUCGAGAACAAACAGGCAAAGCACUGCCAGCCACAGUUACAGUUGAGAGAAGGAGAAUAACGCAAGUGAGACGGCUCCCAAACGGCAUAUUCGAGGCAGAAGAUGCCAGGGGUGCUGUCUGGCCCGGCCGACUGCUUAUCCUGGCUGACGGUGCAGAGGAAGUGAUGCCUGAUAUUGCUGGGUAUCAAACCUGCUGGCAGCAGCAACGCAUAUUAAUGCAUCCGUCUGAAGGAAAACAUGGCCGUGUCCCCGUCGCCGUCCUGGCCGUAGGAGAGCUGGCCGAACUGACCAUGGCCCUCCACACCGUCUGGCAGAUCCGCCAGUUUGCCUCUGCCGUGCGAGUCUACACGCAUGGAGACCGCGAGCUGGCCCAGGAGCUGCUAUCCCGGGUUUCCCCUGAUGCCGCAAUCACCGUCGAAGCCGCAUAUAUCGAGCAGCUCCAGCCGGACACCGACUCAUCCCACGGCGUCACCAUCCAGCUCGACACCGGGAACAGUGAACGGGCAUACCUCUACCACCGCCGGGCUGCACAGCUCAGGGGCAGCGAUCCCUUUGCGCGCCAGCUCCAGCUCGAGCUGACCGAGUCAGGGGCAAUCCGCAUCUCAGCCCGCGUCCCGUACAUGACCAGCGUCGACGGGGUGUAUGCCAGCGGCGACUGCGCGUCCCUUGGCCAGCGGACGCUCUUCAAAGCCCUGGCCAUGGGCGAGGGAGUCGCAGCAGCUGUCGCAGCCCGCCUGGAGCGAGGGAGAUGGAGGAAUAUGGCAUGUGAGGAGGAGCAACCCCUAUAG